Oncorhynchus gorbuscha (pink salmon) is the source of this 8158-nucleotide messenger RNA. RefSeq names its product CUGBP Elav-like family member 4. The transcript has 14 exons. Gene Ontology annotation, molecular function: mRNA binding. Gene Ontology annotation, cellular component: nucleus; ribonucleoprotein complex; cytoplasm. The record is from RefSeq and is a predicted model, not a curated record. Gene Ontology annotation, biological process: mRNA splice site recognition; regulation of alternative mRNA splicing, via spliceosome. The coding region runs from base 383 to 1954 and encodes 523 amino acids. Lineage: Eukaryota; Metazoa; Chordata; Actinopteri; Salmoniformes; Salmonidae.
GGGAACCCAGAAGCAGGGACUAGGGGAACGAAAGGUGUAAAUAGAAAGCGAAAGCUCUUGGUCUCUCUCUCUCUCUCUCUCUCUAUUCCUCUCAUCUAUUUUACUAAAUGAAUGAAUGAAUUAUUAACUAGGACAUAAAUACAAGGAAUCACGCCUCCGCCGGGACCAGCAGACAGCUCCAAGUCUUUGAUAUUCGUUUUAGCCCAAUGAUACAUAUGUAUACUUAUCCAUGUACAUAUUUGCCUUGGUAGGACUAGAAGUAGGACCAGCAAGGCUUUUUUGAAUAACAUUUUUGACAAUACUUCGGAAGCUUCUCCACAAGGCCACCAAGAUUGCGCUGCUGCUGCCGCCGCUGUUACCACAACUCAUUGCCGGUCCGAAGAUGGCAACUUUAACGAACGGACAGGUGGAUGGCACAAACGGGCUGGUGAACGGAUUAAGCCACAGUCCAGCGGGCUGCGGGGGCACCAUCCCUAUGAAGGACCACGACGCUAUCAAACUGUUCAUCGGGCAGAUACCACGCAACCUGGACGAGAAGGACCUCCGACCGCUCUUUGAGGAGUUCGGCAAGAUCUACGAGCUCACCGUGCUCAAGGACCGCUUUACGGGCAUGCACAAAGGCUGUGCCUUCCUUACCUACUGUGCCAGAGAGUCGGCCCUGAAAGCUCAGAAUGCUCUUCAUGAGCAGAAGACCCUGCCAGGGAUGAACAGGCCUAUCCAGGUGAAGCCUGCGGACAGCGAGAGUCGAGGAGAAGACAGAAAACUAUUUGUGGGAAUGCUCAACAAGCAGCAGUCCGAAGAUGAUGUGCGACGUCUCUUUGAGUCGUUUGGCAGCAUUGAAGAGUGCACCAUCCUUAGAGGUCCUGAUGGAAACAGCAAAGGUUGUGCGUUCGUAAAGUAUUCCUCUCACGCUGAAGCUCAGGCAGCUAUCAGUGCGCUACACGGCAGCCAGACAAUGCCUGUGAGUUCAGUAUUCAAUAUGGGUGCGUCCUCAAGUCUGGUGGUGAAGUUUGCCGACACGGAUAAGGAGCGCACCAUCCGGCGCAUGCAGCAGAUGGCUGGUCAGAUGGGCAUCUUCAACCCCAUGGCCCUGCAGUUUGGGGCCUACGGGGCCUACGCACAGGUGCAGCAGCAGCAGGCAGCGUUGAUGGCGUCAGUAGGGCAGGGGGGCUACCUCAGCCCUAUGGCAGCCUUCGCCGCCGCACAGAUGCAGCACAUGGCCACCAUCAACGGACUCCCAGGAGGGCACAUGACCCCCACCUCAGGUGGCAGUACCCCCCCUGGUAUCAGCGGCCCCACGGUGACCAGUAUCCCCUCGCCCAUCAGUGUGAAUGGUUUCAAUGGAAUGCCACCCCCUCAGGCUAACGGGCAGCCCCCUGCCGAAGCUGUGUACACCAACGGGAUACACCCCUAUCCUGUGUUGCAGGAGGUGGUUUUUAGAGAGGACUCUGAGAAAAACAGCUUGGCUCAUCGGAGUUGUUUUGGGGUUCAGGGUGGCUGCUUCCUCUCUUCUCUCUCUGAAGCUCAGAGUCCCACUGCAGCAGACCACUUACAGCAGGCUUACACAGGAGUCCAGCAGUAUGCAGGUCUGUCAGUUUCACAUGCCUACCCUGCUGCAUAUGGCCAGAUCAGCCAGGCCUUUCCCCAGCCUCCUCCCAUCAUCCCACAACAACAGAGAGAAGGGCCGGAGGGCUGUAACCUGUUCAUCUACCACCUCCCUCAGGAGUUUGGGGAUGGCGAGCUGAUGCAGAUGUUCCUGCCUUUCGGUAAUGUCAUCUCCUCCAAAGUGUUUGUGGAUCGGGCGACAAACCAAAGUAAAUGCUUUGGGUUUGUGAGCUUCGAUAACCCAGGUAGUGCCCAUGCUGCCAUCCAGUCAAUGAACGGCUUUCAGAUCGGCAUGAAGAGACUCAAGGUGCAGCUCAAGAGGCCGAAGGAUGCCAACCGCCCCUACUAGCCCCUCCCCCUAUCAGCCACCCCUGCCCUGAGGGAUAUGGCAGUCACUGCACACAGGGCAACACAGGUUUUUAUUGAGCUGGAACACAUGUUGAUUAAAUGAACAACGUCAUUGAACUGAAAGACCACAGGAAUUAUUUGAGGCUGGUAUGAAACUGGAUCAUAUACUGGGCUGAACAUGAACAAAUUAAAUGACCAAGUAAUGGACACCUCUGUUGGAUGUACCUUUUGGACCUCAGAGAGAACUCAUGCAAGCCUGGGUAGCUCCAGGACGCUUACUCUCUUUAUCGCCUCCCCUCCUCUCUUUCUCUCUCCCUAAACCUGCCUGAAUGACAGCUACCUUACAGGACCACAAGGGAAGUAUUAUAAAAGAAGAAGAAAAAAAAGAAGAAAAAAAAAACACGGAACAGAGAUGGAGGAAGUAUGGAUGCCAAGAGUUCCAAGAACUAAACAAACUUUUAAAAAAUACUUUAUGGGGGAAUGCCAUAGGAGAUAUCUAUGUAAAGUUGUUGGGUAUGGGGAAAUAACUUUUUAAAGAACACUUUUACAGGACUAGGAGGAGAGAACUUUGUAGGGAAUGCGAUAUUUCAUGACCCAAACUCACUUUGAUUCGGGAUGGCCAUCUUUAGCUUGGAGUGCCUGUCGGUUUCCAGGGGAUACCGUUGCCAAGGAGAGCCAUAGCAACGGUCUCCAGGGAGUCUUACCUGUCAUUCCUUAGUUGUUUUAGGGACCAAAAGACCAAACAUUUUUAUUGCUGAGGACUUGUAGCUCUAUUAAUAUACUCGGACCACUGCAUCUCUUUUAAUCUUUGUUAAUCGAUUAAAGAGUUGCAUUUAAAAGAUGUGUACAUUUAGAAUAUAUAUACAAUAUAUGUAUAUAUACAUAUAUAUUGCUGUUAUGCUUUUUGAAUACAGGCAACACUAUUUCAGAUGACCAAUGGGGUCGCUCACUUCGCUAGUUUACAAUUAACUAUUCAAAAUGUUUAUUUUUUUUUCCCCUCUUCUCAUUUUCUCUUGGGGAUGGGAUGGAGUGUGCAUGGGAAGGGUUGUUCCAUACUGCAGCCUUACCUUUUCUAACUUGACAUCCUAACCUCAUAGUUAAAAGAUCAAAAAUGUUUGAAAUACAUGAACUUGUUUAUAUUUGCAGUACAUAUAUAUGUAUAUGUAUAACACGCAUUCAAGCUAAUGUAUUCAUAUAUAUACAUAUAUACAGUAUAUAUGGAUAAAUAGAUAUUAAUCAAACCAAUAUAUGUAUUUACAGUAUAUGCACAUAUUUUAUGUGUGUCUGUAUAUAGAACAGCUAUCGACUAUGAUGAGCUGUCAUUUUUUUGUAGAUUUUAGCUGGAGUUUGAAAAACUGCUCUGCUUGGGAAGAGGCGCAAAUCUGGCAGCUCCCAGAACUGCAGGCAUUCCUCUCUCUAAUAAACUAUAUAUGCUGAUACACACAUAUUCCUGAAUAUAUGUGUGAAGAUUCACAUACACUGUAUGUACGUGUACAUACCAUUUAAAAAAUGCAAAAAAAAGCCACUUCUCAGUAGCAGGCUUAAAGAGAAUCAGGCUAAAUUAAUUUUAGAGGUAGGACAAAGAUCUUUGACUUGAUUCCAAACAUAACUUUUCAGCUUCAAAGUACACUCUACACAAACUUAACAAGUAAAAACAACAUUCUCUUUGACAUUUGAACCAAAAUGGAUGAAUACCGUGACCUUUUCUCUCUCUUAAUUGCAUUCAGUAAGUAAGUGCAUGUAGCGUAUGGGCUGUCAACACAAGGUGUGCCUUGUCACCUGCAGAAUCUGCCAUCAAGCACUGUGCUUUCAAAACAUUACUGCAAGCAGCCAACGCGCUACGAUGAUGUCAAAACUGCAGUCGCAUUCCAUCAUGUCGUUUCACAUCUCCAUAGAGCUUUAGCAGUAAAGCAUGUCAAAGCUAACGAAUCGUUCAGAUGAUUCACCGUGGUCCUCUCACACAUGGAAAUUAGCAUCAAGUACUCUGACAGUCACAGACUCAUUGUGAUGUGUAUUUGUCAUUACAUUUUAAAUCAAAGUGGGUAUUAUAUAUUCUGCUAAUACAGGUACGAACUAAAGGGAGCACUUGGAAAUGCUGUGCGAGUAUAAGAACCCUUGAGGCUUGGUUCCACUGGGUUUGGUCUGACAUUGCGUAUUGUAUGGUUAUAACUUAUAGGUGAAAUUUCAUGUUAACACAUUGCAGACCUAGGAAGUGGUUUGUCUACUAAACACAAAGGAACCAGGAAGUGUUUUGUAAUGUAUACAGCCAGCGCCAAUUCAGCUAUUGUUGUAUGGAGCUCUCUCUAACUGUUCCUCACCAGACCAUUCCCCUAGUGCCUGCGUCCAACCUUUAAAUAAAAGGUGGGUAAACACUGAACGCUGGUCGAGAGCGCCAGGCUGUUCCCAACGGCAAUGCUAACAGUGCUAAUUUAGCGAACUAGGUGCAUAACUGCUAUGCUAUAGAAAUAGAAUGACUAGAACAUACAUCCCCAUUCAAGUCAAUGUUUGCAUAAUGGGUGGACUGGCGGCUAUGGCGAGUAUACCCAUAGGUGCAAAGCCAGGUUGAAGAUGACAAAUGUUAACAUCUAUGGGAUUCUAAAAAAAACAUAACUCUUUGCAACAAUGGGAUCAGCUAUACCAGUUAGCAAUGGCACUGGUAGUUAGCAACAGCGCUGGUCCCAGAUGUGACAUCGUGGUCUUAACCUGUAUAUUUUAGACGUAGGAGCAAAGCCGGAAGUCAAAUAUGUGUUAAAAUAUGUGUGAUUUGUUGAUUUAACUCAACUGAAAUUACAUUCCAUUGCAUGAGCCACAUCAGUUAACAUCAUUUGAAUUAACAUUCUACAUUACUAUGGAAAUGAUUGCAUCCCAAUACCAGCCAGCCAUUGUGAAUGUACCCAUGAGUUUACCAGUCAAAUUGCUAGGGUUAGAGGUUCCGAGACCGUUCUAUUCAAUCUAUUUCUAUGUGCUAUGCAUCAUAUCAAAACUGUGUUUACCUGGAUUUAGCCUCAAUUGCAUCCCUGCUACAAGGUCUGUGUCUCACCCAGUCUACCGCAAUGCAAACAGGCCUAAAGAUGUCAUUAGCACUCCUUUACACCCCCUUAUUUCCCUGGGUUUGUCAAGGAAAGUUCUGAAAUGACUCUCCCCAUUAUUUAUCAAAGGUCCACCCUAUCUUGAGAUCGGUUUCUUGUUGCACAAAUUUCCCAUUGACAUCAACCAAUUUAUGAUUUACUUGAAAUGCAAAGUUAUGCGUAAGUUCGGAUUCGGCUUCUAAGUCACGUCAAUGUGUCUCCCCAAACCAGUUAAAUGUAAUGUAAAAAUCUAGAUUUCUGCCUAAAUAGACAUAUCCAAAAGUAAUUACUUAUCAAGAGAGGGCCAUGAACAAUACAUAGUAAUGCUUAUUCUUUUAACCUUUCCGGGUAUAUUUUUAAAAAUCAUACAGAAUGUGUCCUAUUCAAUAAAAGUGGGAGAAUAGGGCAUGCCAUACUUUCUAAAUAUGGUAGCAAUCAAAUAAUAAACAACUUAAUAUAAUAAUUCACCUGUCUUAUAGCUGAUCAUACUUAGUGACUACAAAACUGGCACCAUUUCAAAUAACUACAACAAUUUUCUGCCCAGUGUCCUCUGAACGACUCAGAGACUCCAUUGAAAUGCCUGUUAACUCGUUACAACUUCAGCUUUAAGCACAAAGACGCACAACGUGCUGUGACCCAAGACAAAGUGGUCUUGUUUCAAUUCUACAAAAUAAUUUUGUAUUUGUUCAUGUAGAGAGCUCUUAAAUCCGAGAAUACCACAGCGAGAUGAUUAUGCUUUUGCUGCAAAUCGCGAGGCUCCCCUGUUUCAUAUACCAUAUUGUAAGUGGAGCUGAGAGUUUCACAGCCAGAGGAAAUCAACCCUUUGUUUGGAUAGGCCAGAAAAUGUGACGUGCCACUCCCUAUGCAAAUCAGGUGUCAGAUUUUACAUACUGCAUCUCAAUGAGAGCAGAGAGCAGUAUGUGAAGCGGGACAACCAGAGCUUUCACGGAGUGCACAGCAUUUGAUGUUGCGCCAUCCACAAGGCUCUCUGUAUACAAAAAUGGCGGUUGGAACUGGUUCAGAACUGCUCAAAGUCCCCUUAACUUCUGCGAAUGCCACCUUUCACUCAGCUCACGCUCUCAGUCACACUUUCCCAAUGAAAUUCAUCCCUCACUCUCCAUUUUGUUCUGUGUUUAGGUUUAUUUCCCUGCUUGCGCCCCUCUCUCUGCCUACUUUAACCCGCAUUCCAAGGCCUGAGAGUACUGGAUUGGUGUCAGCAAUUUGGUGGAAACUCCCUUAGCCUUUCAAAUAGGCUAUAGAGCUAUAUAGUGCAUUUCUUACACCUUUCCCAAUGCUUUCCAAUUGAGUGAAUGAAGGCAGAGGGAGAGGAAUGACUGGAAUUGAGCAUCUAUUUCACAUGCUAUAACUUUCAGCUGCAACUGUUUACAUAUAAAUUAAGAAAAAAAACAUAGUAGUUCAAAAACAAUGAGAAACAGAGCAGAAGUUUGAAUAUAAAUAUAUAUAAAUAUAUACAUAAACCAAUGAAUAUACUGUAAAUGUUUUUGUUGCUCUGUUUUCCUCUGUACAUAGGUUUGCAUAUUUUAUAGGACUUUUACUUCUAUCUACAAGGACUGAAUAAAACGAAACUUUAAUUACUUCAAAAAGAUGAACGAAAACAUCAUAAUAAUCAAUGAAACCAGGUUUAAAAAAAUAAAAAUAAAUAAAAAAAAGUCCAUAGGAAUAUGGUACAACUGUAUGACCUGACCUAGGCAUUUAACCAGAAAACAGUCAGGGAGAGCAUUGAACUCAAUUAGAGCAUAGACAUGCAUUGGCCUUUUUAUACAAGUGUUUUGCGUUUCUUUAAUUUAUUUAUGUAUUUAUUUAUUUAUUCUGUUUACAAAUGAUAUGCAUGAUUUCAUGGCAUUAUUUUUCUAUGAGUUGGUAUGUGACCAAAUAGUUUUUUAUAUUCAUGUAUAGGCCUACAUUGUGGUACAUUGUUGACCACUUAUUGUCUACAGGAUCACAACUUGCAACAGUUCUUUGAGAAAUGGAGAUUAUGCUCAUAUUUGCCAAGUUUGUUUUGUUACGUUUUCUCAGAGGUUUAUCUUUUCUUUUUUCCAUUUGUGAUGGUUUUAUUCAAUAUCAGAGCUCUACUGUUCUUUUAAAGCGUUAUGCUGCUGUUUUCUGAACUGUUUUACAUUUCACUUCCCCGCUCUUAAUAUUUCAAUGCACCUCAACUGUUCAAUCUACCUAGAUGAUUAAAGCUACAAAGUGCAUUCAAAUUGCAGUAUUUUUUGUGAACUUCUUACAUACAAGUUCCAAAUUCAGCUAAAUGUGGCAGCGUAUAAGGUUGCAAUGACAUGGUAAUUUCAUGUUUCAAAAUUAAAAUACAAAUGAAACCUUGCCAGAAUAAAAUAAAAAAUUGUUAGCUGUGAUUGUGUUCAACAAUUUGAAUGCACCUUCGCUGUUUUGUCAUUCUGUUUCAUAACUGCUCUGUUGUUGACCAUCUAAGCUCUUGGAAAUAUGGGAUAAACAUUAGGUUAAUAUUUACCACUUCUCCUUAGGACAAGGUUGCUAAAAUAUGUCUAUCCAUGAGAGGAAUUCCCUCUCUUGCUAAACAUUGCUGCUAAUGUAGGACUUGAAACCAUAAUUAGCUGAUUAGUGAUAAUUACUGCUUAGAAAUCCCACAUACAAUGUGUCCCUUAUUCUGAAGUGUCCCUUAUUCUGAAGUGUUAAGAGUUCUGUAUUAAUCAGAGAAAUGUUGUUUAUUUUGUCUCUAUCAUAUCUGUAUUUUGUAACAUCCUAUAGAGCUCUGAUGUUGUACAAGUGUUCAGUUCUAUCAAGGGUAAAAUACCUAUCAAAAACUGCACUAUUUCAUCAAAUAUUCAGUUACUCAAUUUCCGAUCAUGUGGUCUACCUUCAAUGCUGUUAUCAUGGGUUUAUUCCUACAUUCUAUUUCCUUCAAUGGAUUCAAAAGUAUUCUGAAGACUUCAGCACACGAAGGGGAUGGGGAAUUGAAUGUUGCGUGUAGCGCUUUACCUUGUCUGAUGAGGUAGGCUUCUCAUUGGUUAGUGCGCUUUAGGCUCCCGCCCUCGUCUCUCCAGACUGCACCAUUCUCUGAUCCCUGGACUAUUUUGUAAUUUUAAUGAAUGAUGCGUCUCAGCUUAGCCCAAUAAUAAAGCACAGUCUAGAAUACA